GGGAAGCUGGUGUUGGUGUUGGGGGACCUUCACAUCCCGCACCGGUGCAGGGGGCUGCCCGGGGAGUUCAGGAAGCUGCUGGUUCCGGGGAAGAUUCAGCACAUCCUGUGUACCGGGAACCUCUGCUCCAAGGAGGGCUAUGACUACCUCAGGACUCUGGCUGGGGACAUCCACGUUGUUGGGGGGGACGCUGAGAGCCUGAACUACCCUGAAGAGAAGGUUGUAACUGUUGGGCAGUUCAGGAUUGGGCUGAUUCACGGCCAUCAGGUUAUUCCCUGGGGUGAUGUGGCCAGCCUGGCACUGCUGCAGAGGCAGCUCGAUGUGGACAUUCUCAUCUCGGGACACACACACAGAUUUGAAGCAUUUGAACAUGAAAAAAAAUUCUACAUUAACCCAGGAUCAGCUACAGGAGCCUACAGUGCUUUGGAAACGAACGUCAUCCCUUCAUUUGUCCUGAUGGAUAUCCAGGCUUCCACAGUUGUGACUUAUGUAUAUCAACUAAUUGAGGAUGAGGUGAAAGUAGAAAGAAUUGAGUUCAAGAAGUACUGAAUCGCCUUCAAACCUGCUCCUUGGCUUCUUGCCGCCUUUCAUU
Messenger RNA from Antrostomus carolinensis (chuck-will's-widow), 592 nucleotides. Its product is annotated as vacuolar protein sorting-associated protein 29. NCBI's taxonomy places the organism in Eukaryota, Metazoa, Chordata, Aves, Caprimulgiformes, Caprimulgidae. Gene Ontology annotation, cellular component: retromer complex. The record is from RefSeq and is a predicted model, not a curated record. The annotation marks the transcript as partial. The transcript is spliced from 3 exons. Gene Ontology annotation, biological process: retrograde transport, endosome to Golgi.